Molecule: messenger RNA, 1518 nt
Organism: Polistes dominula (European paper wasp)
Lineage: Eukaryota; Metazoa; Arthropoda; Insecta; Hymenoptera; Vespidae
Gene: Arp1
Product: Actin-related protein 1
Source: RefSeq, a predicted model, not a curated record
CGCGUUUGAUGAUCUCGUAUCGAAUGGCAGAUUCGAGAUUUGAUUUCUCUCUCGCGGAAUAAUCGAUAAUUUCUUUUGGUAGCUCGACAGAGCUCAUCCAAAGAAAUAGGUGUGUGACUGCAGUGAAACUACAGUUCUUCAAUUAAACAAUUUUAUUUUAGAUUAAAACUGUAUUUUUAAUAAUAAUGGAGCCGUAUGACAUGAUUGUCAAUCAACCAGUGGUAAUCGACAAUGGUUCUGGUGUUAUCAAGGCUGGUUUCGCGGGUGACCAAUUACCAAAAUGCAGGUUUUCAAAUUACAUUGGAAGACCAAAGCAUGUACGCGUUAUGGCUGGAGCUUUAGAAGGAGAUCUUUUUGUGGGUCCAAUAGCAGAGGAACAUCGUGGUCUAUUAUCAAUACGCUACCCAAUGGAACAUGGUGUUGUCACAGAUUGGAAUGACAUGGAAAGAAUUUGGACUUAUGUUUAUAGUAAAGAUCAAUUAGCUACUUGUUGCGAGGAACAUCCAGUUUUAUUAACAGAAGCACCGCUUAAUCCAAGAAAAAAUCGUGAAAAAGCUGCUGAAAUAUUUUUCGAAUCAUUCAACGCACCAGCAUUAUUUGUCUCAAUGCAAGCUGUACUUAGUUUAUAUGCCACAGGAAGAACUACAGGAGUAGUUUUAGAUGCUGGUGAUGGUGUAACACAUGCAGUACCAAUUUAUGAAGGUUUUGCUAUGCCUCACAGUAUAAUGAGGGUAGAUAUAGCAGGUCGAGAUGUUACAAGACAUUUACGAUUAUUGCUACGCAAAGAAGGUAUUAAUUUUAAAACCACAGCUGAAUUUGAAAUCGUUAGAACAAUUAAGGAAAGAUCUUGCUAUUUGGCAAGUAAUCCUCAGAAGGAAGAAACUAUUGAAACUGAGAAAUUUCAAUAUGUUUUACCUGAUGGCAGUCAUUUAGAGAUUGGUCCAGCUAGAUUUAGAGCUCCUGAAGUACUUUUCAGACCGGAUCUAAUCGGUGAAGAGUGUGAAGGAAUUCAUGAAGUAUUAAUGUUCUCCAUUCAAAAAUCCGAUUUAGAUUUGAGAAAAGUUUUGUUACAAAAUAUUGUUUUAUCUGGUGGAUCCACACUCUUCCGUGGUUUUGGUGAUAGACUGUUAUCAGAAAUUCGUAAAAUGGCAUCAAAGGAUAUAAAGAUCAGGAUAUCGGCUCCUCAAGAACGUUUAUACAGUACUUGGAUUGGAGGAUCCAUUUUGGCCUCUUUAGAUACAUUUAAGAAAAUGUGGGUUAGUAAAAGAGAGUAUGAUGAAGAUGGUAUUAGAGCAAUUCAUCGUAAAACAUUCUGAACAUAAAUUUAGUGAAUAUAAAAUCUUUCAGGUAAUAUAUGAAAUAUAAUUUUAAGUAAAACACAAAUAAUGGCACACUCGAAACAAACAAACCAUAUUUAUCAUGUUAUUCAUACUUUCGCAAACUUAGGUUUUUCUUACUUUCUUUCUUUCUUUCUUUCUGUCUUCUUUUUUUUUUUUUAAUUUUAUUUUAUUUGCGCAC